AUGGGACCGUUGAAUCAAUCAGAACAUCCACUACUACUACUACUACCACCACCACCACCUACUAUCUGUCCACACAUGGGAUACAACGACGCAAUCCCGUCGUCAAAGCCAGUCAUGUAUUUUGCGUUCUUAAUGGCCGUGGCAGCACGCCUAGAGAUACUCUACGCACGCCCGGAGUCCCGUGACUCACGCUCCAAUCGGUCAAUUGCAUAUUUCUGUCGACAGUCGCGAGAUGAGUGGAGAGGCAAACGCGGCAAAUCACGGGCAAAAUCAAAGACGAGGUCGUCUUGGGCAGGUCUACAGUUUCCCAUGGGUCAAGUGCAUCGUCUGCUGCGUCGUGGCGAUUAUGCCAAGCGUGUAGGUGCUGGAGCGCCAGUCCACAUGGUUGCCGUGCUCGAAUACCUGGCUCCUGAGGUGGUGGAUUUGGCUGAUAAUGCGGUGCGUGACAACAAGAAGACGCAUAUCACCCGCGCCACCAUUCGCAAGGAUGAGAAGCUGCGCAAGUUGAUGGAUGGCAUCACGAUCGGGCAGAGUUGUAUGCUGCCCCACAUCCAGGCAGUGUUGAUGUCCCAGAAGGAGGAGAAGCCGGUGGCCAGUAAGGAGUAG
Messenger RNA from Hydatigera taeniaeformis, 606 nucleotides. The record is from the annotation of a GenBank genome assembly. NCBI's taxonomy places the organism in Eukaryota, Metazoa, Platyhelminthes, Cestoda, Cyclophyllidea, Taeniidae.